This is a messenger RNA of Osmerus eperlanus (European smelt), 3441 nucleotides long. RefSeq names its product cyclic nucleotide-gated cation channel beta-1-like. Lineage: Eukaryota; Metazoa; Chordata; Actinopteri; Osmeriformes; Osmeridae. Bases 1 to 1959 code for a protein of 652 amino acids. Gene Ontology annotation, cellular component: plasma membrane; intracellular cyclic nucleotide activated cation channel complex; photoreceptor outer segment. Gene Ontology annotation, molecular function: protein-containing complex binding; intracellularly cGMP-activated cation channel activity; intracellularly cAMP-activated cation channel activity. The transcript has 16 exons. Gene Ontology annotation, biological process: retina homeostasis; monoatomic cation transmembrane transport. The record is from RefSeq and is a predicted model, not a curated record.
AUGAUCCCUUUGUGGUGCAAACACCCAGUCACACCCACAGCUGGAAGCCCCGCCUCACCCCCAGCCCCAGCACCCGCCGUUCCAGCUCCUCCUCCUGCACCUCCAGAGGAGCCGAAGGAGGAGGAGGAGGGCAAAGCGCCCUCUGGUGGCCCUGGGCAGGAGGAGCACACUAGGGCUGGGCUCUGCUGCAAGGUGACCGCUCCUCGAAGGCUACGAUCCCUGCUACAGUACCGCCUCCCUGCUAGCAUCGACCCCUUCACCAACCUGGUGUACGUGCUGUGGCUGUUCUUCGUGACCUUGGCCUGGAACUGGAAUGUCUGGCUGAUCCCGGUGCGCUGUGCGUUCCCAUACCAGACUCCCGGUAACAUCCACAUGUGGCUGACCAUGGACUACCUGUGUGACCUGCUCUACAUCCUGGACAUGCUUCUCUUUAAGCCGCGGUUGCAGUUCAUCCGCGGCGGGGACAUUGUGUGUGACCAGAAGGACAUGAGAAAGAAUUACAUGAAGACCACGAGAUUCAAGUUGGAUGUGGCCAGUCUUCUUCCCCUAGAGUUGUUCUACUUCAAAAUAGGGAUAAACCCUAUCCUCCGUGUCCCACGCCUACUAAAGAUCAUGUCUUUCUUCGAGUUCAACGAGCGUCUGGAGGCUAUCCUGACCAAAGCCUAUAUCUACAGAGUGAUCCGGACAACCAGCUACCUGCUGUUCUGCCUGCACUGUAACGCCUGUCUGUACUACUGGGUGUCUGACUACGAGGGCCUGGGUUCCACUAAGUGGGUUUACAAUGGCGAGGGAAACAGCUAUAUCCGUUGCUACUACUAUGCUGUGAAGACCUUGAUCACCAUCGGCGGUCUUCCGGAUCCAACCACUCUGUCAGAGAUCAUCUUCCAGCUCAUCAACUACUUUGUUGGAGUGUUUGCCUUCUCCAUCAUGAUUGGACAGAUGCGUGACGUGGUUGGUGCCGCGACGGCGGGAAAGACGCACUACCGUGCCUGCAUGGACAACACCGUGAAAUACAUGGCCUCAUACCGGAUCCCCAGAGAGGUGCAGAACCGUGUGAAGACAUGGUAUAACUACACCUGGCAGUCCCAAGGCAUGCUGGAUGAACAGGAGCUUCUGUCACAGCUGCCAGAUAAGAUGCGUCUGGACAUUGCGGUGGACGUCAACUACUCCAUCGUUAGUAAGGUGGCUCUCUUCCAGGGUUGUGACAGACAGAUGAUCUUUGACAUGCUGAAAAGACUUAGAUCUGUUGUCUACCUGCCUGGGGAUUAUGUCUGCAAAAAGGGGGAGGUGGGCCGAGAGAUGUACAUCAUUAAAGCAGGAGAGGUGCAGGUGGUGGGGGGGCCAGAUGGAAGGACUGUGUUCGUCACACUCAGGGCGGGGUCCGUGUUCGGAGAGAUCAGUUUGCUGGCGAUUGGUGGUGGAAACAGGCGAACAGCCAAUGUGAUUGCUCACGGCUUUGCUAACCUUUUCAUCCUGGACAAGAAGGACCUGAACGAUAUUCUGGUUCACUACCCAGAAUCCCAAAAGCUUCUCAGGAGGAAGGCCCGUAAAAUGCUGACCAAGGACAAAAAGCCAGCCGAAGCAAAGCCAGAAGCUAAAGUCUCCCUCCCCCCGCCCCGGGCAGGGACCCCUAAGCUGCUGAAAGCUGCUCUGGAGAUGACAGGGAAGUCUGGCUUCAGAGGAACCCUGGCCAAGAUGAAGGAAAGGGCCAACAAGUCCAUCUCACCGCAGCCCUCCAUCUCCACCUCCCUGCCCACCCCCUCUCCCAUCUCCACCCUCGCCCCUGAGCCUGACCGCCCCCCUGCGACCCCCUCCCUGAACUCCAACAGCUCCAUGAUGCUUGGCACCCAGGGAGAUGACACUUUAUCCUCGGACAAGGACCCAGAAGACACAGAGCAUGAAGAAGGGAGGGAUGAGGCAGCAAAAGGAGGGAAGAAGAGAGAAAAGAAGAAGAUAUGAGUAAAAUAUUUUAAGGGGUUGGUGGUUCAAUCCCACUCUCUCAAAUUCAAUUACAUUAUUACAUCUGGGCAGUGAGAUAGAAGGCUGGAGCACUGGAUGAGUUCUAAAUCCCGAUCCGAAAUAACAUCUAAUACUUCCUGCAUAUUUUUGUUUUGUUCCAUCUGCUUGGUUGGUCUUGUGGGCUUUACAGGAAGUAACGAGAUGACAUCAUGACGACAUUUGGCAACAAAAUAAUACGAAUUAUCCAAAGACUGACACUUCCACUUAAACCUUUCCUUAAAUACCUGCAAAAUCCUACUUUAUUGUAGUCCUCUCCACACUUCUGUUAUGAAAAUUACCAGGAGAGGAGGGAAAAAUGCUCUUCCUCCUUAUCACUAGUGAUGUAUUUGCUGCUACACGCUCUCUAUUUCUGUUUACUCCAAGAGUUUAAAACAAAACAAUUUAGCAAUAAUUUCAAUUGUAUUUCGUUCGGAUAAGAUUGCACAGGAUCGAGGUGUUUGUGUCUGUAUGUGUGUACGUAUAUCUGUGUUAGUUAUCAGGUCUGCUGCGGUUCUGUCUGUGAAUCAACUGCCUUCUCCUGAACCCUGAACCAUGGAGCUUUCUUUCGUUUACUAGCGAGAGGAUCAAGCCAUCAUUCCUUAGACGGGCAUAUUGGAGAAUAUGAUGACAAAAAAGUCAGGUUUUUAUUUCCUCAGUAUGAGGAAUGAUUUUUCUGAUGUGCAUAAUAGAUGUUUACAGCAAUUUUGUAAAGAUGUAAAACAAAACUUGCCUUAUUUUUUCAUGAAUCUUGUGUUGUCGAUAUCUUCAUAAAUUUGUCUUGGAUUUUUUAAUUUAAGAGCUUUUUUGAAUAGAUUAUUUGUUAUGGAAAUAUUUUGGAAAUGUAUCUAUUUGUAUGCAGACAGGGGAUUGUCCUGCUUAAAAACCACUAGAAUCACUAGAAUCUGAAUAAACUGUUCAUGACAAUGUAAAAAUACAUGUAGAGCUGGCAGCUUCCCAACAAACUAAAUAUUGAAUUUUCAAUAUUGGACCUUCAUUUGUACAUUUACCUACAUUCUUACUGACCAUAAGAAAAAAUCCCUAUCUUUGUUGUUGAUUUAUGAUAAAUUAUAUGAAAAUAGGUUAUGUUACUGACGAUUUUAAUGAGUCUAUUACGUUUUGUUUCACUAUAUUUGUAAGUACUGUUUGAUAGUAAUUAUGUAUUUGAAAGUAAUUUAUUAGGAACCAAUAGACCUAUGACUUUUAUAGUUGUUGUACAGAUAUAUAUAUUCUCAGAAAUAAUAGGAUAUAAUAAUCAGCCACGGAAACUGCCAGAUAGUAGGUUCAAGCAAAACGUUGUUGUUUUAGGGGAGGAAUGCUAAUUUGGAGUGUGUAUUAAGUGACAUAAAAUGCAAAGACUUUUAAUAAGAUGCCCUUGCUUUUUACACUUUACUCAUCUGCAAAAAUGUAAGUCACUAAAUAAAUGUUUUGUCUGUGUGUGGAAUC